UGUCGUAUGUCGAUUGUUGAUAGACCUCGUGCGUUCGUCUUGAAAGCCUUUGCAUAACUCAUAAGCGCCGAUUAACGUAAGUUCACCGUUUAAUAUUGCUUGAGUCUGCAUUGAAAAUUACUAUGGAAACCAGAAGUAAAGCCGCUUCACGCAAUCGUGAUAAAUCGGAAUCCUCGAGUAAGAACAAAUCCAAUCCUCCAUCCAAAACAAUCAGGAAAAUGUCGAGGGAAGCCAAACGUCAGGAAAAGAAGGAUGUGGCUGAUGAAAAAUCCAGCAUUACAAAUACAAUGAGAUGUAGAAGAUACUGGAACUUGAGAAUAGUACUACAGCUAUGUGACGAGCAACCAAUACCCAAAAGUGAUGUCAUUAAUUCUGCCAGAAUGAAACCUAGAAAAAACUUGAGAGUAGUACCACACAAAUGUGAUGAGCAACCAAUAUCCAAAAAUGAUGUCAAUAAAUCUGUUGAAAAGACCAAAAAGGUAACCAGAAAAAGAUGAAAUGACAAUGGUUACUGAUGUACCUACUUUAAUAAAAAAAUACAACACUUUCUACACUUCAUCAAAUUUUAAUAAUCUUUAUAAUACA
Myzus persicae (green peach aphid) is the source of this 585-nucleotide messenger RNA. RefSeq lists its product as uncharacterized. The transcript is spliced from 3 exons. Lineage: Eukaryota; Metazoa; Arthropoda; Insecta; Hemiptera; Aphididae. Bases 123 to 497 code for a protein of 124 amino acids. The record is from RefSeq and is a predicted model, not a curated record.